GGGUGGGGGAAACGGGCACCCUUUAGGCAGCAUGCUGCUUCCACAGGGCUCCAGGUGCGGGGUAUCCUUCAGGCUGCCCCCAAGUGCUUUCAUGCAAAAGCACCCCAGAGGCUGCCUGCCUCUUCUGCCUUGCCCUGCUUCCCCUCACUUUUUUGGUGCUUGUUGCAACAGCCUCCCUCUUUUUCUGCACUCUUUUUGCACUGGGUGCUGGGUGUGGCACUGGGUGUGGGGUACUUAGGGCUACAAAAGUGUGCACAAGCAUUGCAUCUCCCACGCACCCACUUUACAAAGCUGCCUCCAGCAUUUUUUUUCCCCUGCUAGUUUUUGCACAGGGAAGAGUUUGGUUUGGGUGUUUUUUGGGGGCUUUGCUUUUUGUGCACUCUUGCAGCCCAUGGUGCUUUCCAUGCCGGCACCAAAUUGUUUGGGUUUUUUUUACACCAGAACGAGGCCAGCGGGGGUUUGGGCGGGGAGAGGCUGCCCCCCGAGGGUCUAUUAAUUCAAGGAGCAGGGAUCAGGGUGCACACGCCAUAUCCACAAACAGAGAAUGGGACUUAGCCCAGCAGAAACCAGUUUGACCAGUUCAAUUCUUGCUGCCGAUGUCUGGUGCAGUGUAGCAUAUCCAUGAACAAGAGACUUUUAAGGUGAAUGGGACUCAGCCCAGUGGGACACUUGCUCCCUCACGACUAGUUCAACAGAGCUGGCUGCUGAUGUCGGUGCAGCGUUCUCCUGCAGAAUGAAACCACUUUUGUGACACUUGAAACAGGACACUCAAGCAAGGCAAAGUUCCUGAAUGUUGUUUCAUAUGCUGCUCCCGCUGUGCACAGCAGGCAGAAGAGAAGAACAGAAGCCUCAGACACUCGCCUGGCGCCACUUCCAUCUCCAGUAAAAAUGCUGGCAAUGUCACUGCCAGGUGCCUCUUUGCUACUCUUAAUAUCCUUUUACUGAAAAAAGCGUGUGGGAAUUGUGGUAAAAAUAUAGCAUAAUCUAUAUUUUCCUGCUUUUAUAAUUGCUUUUGCAUAUUUUUACAAUUGCUUUUGCUAAGGCAUAUAUGCUAAUGAUAGAUUUAUGAGUAGCACAAAAGCUUCUGCAGACAGAGCCAGGAACAGAUGCAAUAAAUAACUCCUUACGAGAGAUAAGAGAAGAGAGGCAGGAAAGAUGCUGAGGUGGAGAGACCAGACCCUGACUGAAGGAUGACCGCGAGGGGCUUAAGAACUGCCCCGGGAGGGGAUUUAAGUUGUAAAUGAGACAUGUAUGUAAACCGUCAUAGAACAUGUAACUGCUAGACAUACGAUGCAAGACAUAAUGCUAAGUCUGCCAAUAAUUGCAUGAUAUGUUAAAAUCUAUUGUUUACCUUGGCUAUAAAAAGAAGUUUCAAACCCAGUUUAUCGUCGACCCUGAUCUGAGUGGCUCAACUCCUGGGUCGGUCUGUUUGCAAACAAUAAAUCUGAAAUUGGACCUAGCCUGUGUGUGACUCUCUCCUGGGGUGGAUUGGACAAGCCUCCAGGGGCAUGAAACUAGCCGUUUGUGCAACAAUUUGGCGAGCCAGCCAGGAGAGGCUCUUGGCCUACCCCAGGGUCAACGACGGAAGUGGGAAAGGUGUCUGUGAAGUGCGCACCAGACUGAUUUUGGAGUCUGUCAUGGUCACUGAGAACGUGAGUCGGGACACGCGGGAGGUUAAAAGGCUCUCCACUGAAUGAGUCACCCAGGCUGAGCAGGCUCCGAAGAGACGGCGCCAGGGUGUUGGCAGGAAUAAGUAUUCGCUUUCCUUGUGUCAUUUGAGAAGUCUUUCAGGGACUUUGUUGAGUGGUCUCUCAGGGAUUUUGGAAUUUUGGAACGUUCAGUAUAUAAGUCUGAACAUUAGCCCCGGGGACUUUGUUUUGAGUGAUUUUGUUUUAGUGUUCAGCAAAUAGGUCUGAAUUUUGAUUGACACAAUGGGUUCGGGUAGCUCCCGGAAAGAAAGCUCUGCAACCCCAUUAGGAUGCGUGCUAAGGAACUUUAGUAAGUUCAAAGAAAAUUACGGAAUAGAGCUGUCAAAGGACAGAUUGAUUACUUUCUGUCAAUUGGAAUGGCCGUCAUUUGAGGUGGGGUGGCCGGAUGUCAGUUCUUUUGAUGUGAAGUUGGCUAAUGCAGUGUUAGGUGUGAUAACAAGGGACGGUCAUUGGGAUCAGUAUCCGUAUAUAGAUUGCUGGGUGAGUGCUGUGAUGAAUCCCAUUCCCCCAUGGAUUCAGAAGUGUAAAGGAAAAAUGUGUAAGAUGUUAUUGGCAAAAGACGCUGGGAGAAAGCCCCGAGUCCUCUCUGAUUCUGAUAGUGAGGGAGAUCUGACUCAAGGGUUAAGGCGCUGGGAUGAGGCUAAAACACCACCGGACACAGACCAAAUGGAUCGGGAAGAGAUAGCUGACACAAGCCGUUCUAAAAACACCUCCCUCACAUGAGGAGAAAGCUGCAAAAGACUUGGAGCACUGGAAAGAGAGACACCCUGAGGUGGCACUGCUGCAGUAUGUUGAUGAUUUAUUGAUAGCAAGCCCUGAUGUGCAGACGGGAAAAAGAGCAACAGAAUCCUUGCUGAAUACCCUGGGAAAGAAAGGGUAUAAAGUGUCACGAGAAAAGGCUCAAAUUUGUCAGCCAAAAGUCACCUUUUUGGGUUAUGAGAUUGAGGAGGGGGCUCGGACUUUGAGUAGGGAUUGAAUUCAAGCAAUACAGGAUAUGCCUUCCCCCAAAAAUCCCAAAGAGCUGCGAGCUUACCUGGGCCUAACCGGGUUUUGUAGACUGUGGAUUCCUGAUUUUGGGGGAAAAGCCAAACCCCUAUAUGAGUCCCUCACAAAAGAGGGUCUCACAAAUUGGAAAUGGACUAAGGAAAACCAACAUGCAUUUGAGUUAUUAAAAGCUGCCCUUUUGCAACCCCCAGCGCUGAUGAUUCCAAAUGGGCACAAGCCCUAUAGACUGUAUGUGCAUGAGAAUAAAGGGGUGGCCUCAGGGGUCUUAACUGAACCAGUAGGCCCAACUUGGAAGCCCGUGGGCUACUACUCCAAGGUCCUAGACCUGGUAGCGAAGGGAUGGCCUGCAUGUUUAAGGGCUGUCACUGCCACAGCUACUCUUGUGGAAGAGGCCCAAAAGAUUGUUAUGGGAGCGGAUAUGGAAAUACAUACACCCCAUGGGGUUCCCCAGAUCCUCGGAGGAGAGGGAGGGAAAUUUUUAAACCCCUCCAGACAAUCCAGAUAUGAAAUCUUUCUCCUAUCUAAUCCAGGCCUCACCUUCAAACACACCACUGCUUUGAACCCAGCCACCCUGAUGCCAGAACCGGGACCUCCGUGCCAUGAUUGCUUAGAGGUAUUGACUCAGACAGUACUAAUUCAUCCUGACUUGACAGACGACCCACUCAAGGACCCAGAGGAGGAGUUCUUCGUAGAUGGUUCAAGUAGUGUAAUACAUCGCGUGCGGCAUACGGGGUGUGCUGUGAUAACCUUAACUGAGACUAUAUGGAAAGAAAAACUCCCUGCAAACUGGUCAGCACAGGCAGCGGAGCUCACUGCCCUGACACGUGCAUUGAUAUUAGGAAAAAACAAAAGAGUGAACAUUUUUACAGAUUCGCGCUAUGCCUUUGCCACUGUACAUGCCCAUGGGUUGUUGUGAAAAGAACGUGGGUUCAUCAUGGCCUCUGGACAAAAGAUUGCAAAUGGGCCACAGAUUGUAAUGCUAUUGGAAGCCCUCCGGCUACCGAAAGAGGUGGCCAUGGUGCAUGUUAAAGCCCAUGGCAAGGCUGCAGACGAGUGCCAGAGAAGGGGAAAUGCGAAGGCUGACGUAACAGCCAAAGAGGCAGCACAGAUGGGAGGAGAGGCAGUGUUUCAGGGCUCGGCCCAUGAGGUGCCUUUUUACUUAAAAGAUUGUAAAGCAAAGUAUGGCCCAGGAUCAGAUAAGCUAGCCGCAGAGCUCAAGGCUAUUAAGAACCCUCAGGGAUGGUGGAUUGUACCCGGAGGGAAAGUAUUAAUACCUUGAUGCUUAUUGGGAGAGAUACUCCACCAGUUACAUUAUACCACUCACAUGGGAGGCAAUGCGAUGGGAGACUUGUUAACUCGUCAAAUGGUGGCUCCAGGACUUUAUUUGGAAGCCCAGAGAGUGGUCUCUCAGUGCCCGACCUGUCAAAAGAUCAACCCAAAAUCUACAAGACCACCAGCCCCUAUGGGAGGAAGACCGUGGGCCCAUUAUCCCGGACCAGCUUGGCAGAUUGACUUCGCUGAACUUCCAAAGUCUGGUCGUUACCGUUAUCUGCUAGUAUUGGUUGAUCAACUAACUGGAUGGGUGGAAGCGUACCCCACAAGAACGGCUACCGCAUCCACAGUGACACGAGUACUACUCCACGAGAUAAUACCCCGAUUUCUGUUGCCUGAAUCCAUUGAGUCAGAUCAAGGAAGUCAUUUUGUGGGGAAAAUAGUACAGGAAGUGUCCAAAGCUUUAGAUAUCACAUGGAAACUCCGUGCUCCAUGGAGACCUCAGAGUUCAGGUCAGGUGGAGCGCAUGAAUAGAACACUGAAGGCUAUGCUAACGAAAAUCUGUAUUGAGACUCAUUUGAAAUGGCCGCAGGCACUCCCACUGGCUUUAACUCGUAUUCGUAGCACACCACGUAGAGGGAUUAAAUUGUCACCUUUUGAAUUAAUGUUUGAUAUGCCUCCCAGAGUCUUGCCAGCGGGGUGGAGGGAACAGAUUACUGUGGGUUUGGAGAAAUCCGAAAUUUGAAAACAUGUUAUCGCCUUGCAGUCUGUUUUGUCUUCCCUACACAGGUUUGCUGCACCCUUCCAGAGCCUCCCGCUUGAUGCACCGAUCCACAACUUUAAACCGGGUGACCAGGUCCUGAUACAAAAGUGAAAAAAAAAAUCCUCUUGAGGAAAGGUGGGAGGGACCCUACCAGGUGCUGACUACACACACAGCUGUUCACUUAUCAAACAGCAAUAAGUGGACCCAUUGCUCGAGGGUAAAGCCUUUUCAUCUGGAGGACACCAACUCCCAGGGUGUGGUCACUCUGAAAGCUGAUAACACCCGGGAACAAGAAGCCAACAAAUAAAAAAGUGAACCUGCUGGAGAUUUAAAGUUACACUUGCAAAGAUGUGGGCCCUAGUCUAUUUGUUGAAGCUCUUGUCCCUUUUAGGUAUAGCAAACCCAGCUAUUAUGCCCACCUGUUAUAAGUGUCCCCAAAACGGGGGUGGAACCCUCACUGAGGCUAACUACAAACUUUCAAAGUCUACAAUACUUAGUGCCCUCCUGCACCCCAUUUCCCGGUGCUGCCCAUGUCGAGAAACUAUAAUUCAAUCCGGCGAUACAACACCGCUGUGUGUAAAGCCAGACCCAGAAAUCUGGUCUGCAAUUCUCAAAGAUUGGCCUUCAAGCCUUCAACCUGUCAAUAAUAUAUGGGAACCUAAAGGCACACCUACAAAUACAUGGGUGGGAAAUUCAUGGGUGGCCCUUCUUAAAGACUCAGCUCAGGCUCUAACUAACAAAGUUGUCUUUUGUGUGCGCUUACUCCUGUUUCUAGUGAUGAGGGAGUCCCUUUCUUGCCUAUCCCCCUCAAUAGGACUGAUAUAGUCUCAGAUUGGGGUUUUAACCGGAAUUUCUCUUUGCGAUAUAAUGGUUCUGGGAGAAUUAUGGUGGCAAAAAUUACUGGAUCUAUUUGCAUUUCCCAACACGGAAGUGGAUUUAAAGUGGGACAGUCAAGGUGCAAGGAAACAUGGAUUUCUAAGGAAAUCGCCCCCUGGGAGGGUGCAUGGACAUGCGCAAAUGUCUCAUAUAACAAUUUUGACAAUUAUAGCUGCCUAUUGAGUAAGGAGUGGAUUUCAGUUUGGAGCAUUAAUUAUACCCACUAUCGAAAUGAUACCAAGGUGAAUGGGAGUUCAGCAAAAAGAAGCUCACUAACUCUAACUUUAAUGAACUCUCGUUCCACCAUCACAAAUGAAGCCUGUGGGCUAUGGUGGAUUUCUGGGCGACGGGCAUAUAGGCAGCUUCCCGCCAAUUGGGCUGGGACUUGUUGUUUGGGGGGUUUAAUUCCGGGUGUUUGGAUAACACAACCCAAAACUCAUCGAGCCAAACAAAAUACUGAUGUUUCUUUUGAGGGCAUUGCAGCAGGGGGAGGCCAAAAGUGAAAAAAUGAUGAGUGGCCAGCAGAGAGAAUCAUUCAGUACUAUGGUCCAACAACUUAGAAGCCAAACGUGGUUGGGAGAGAGCCCACAUAUUUGACAAAUCAAAUUAUUAGACUCCAGGCCAUAAUAGAAAUUGUUACCAAUAAAACUGCCGCAGCCCUGCGUCUGAUUGGCAACCAGCUCACUCAACUACGUACUACGGUACUGCAAAACCGCUUAGCUCUUGACUACUUACUUGCAAGUGAGGGAGGGGUGUGCAGGAAGUUGAAUUUAUCAAAUUGUUGUGUUGAAAUUGAUGAUAAUGGUGAAUUGAUAAAGGCCUUAGCGGAUAAAAUGGAGGAGGUAGCACAUGUCCCAGUCCAAACAUGAAACGGGUGGAAUUUUGAUUGGUUUACAUCCUGGCUCCCUAAUUUUGGAUGGUUAAGGGGAGCGUUCUUAAUCUUUUGUCUGCUAAUGUUGAUACUUUGUUUGAUUCCCUGUAUUAUACCCUGCAUCAUGGCUCUCGUGAGACGAACAGUACAGUCGGUCGUCAACCGAGAGAUGUUUGUACAUUAUCAAAAGUUAGCCAUAGCUGAAAAUUAUUAAAAUUAGAGUUAGAGAGCAUCUUGAGGGGGAAUAAUUGUGGUAAAAAUAUAGCAUAAUCUAUAUUUUCCUGCUUUUAUAAUUGCUUCUGCAUAUUUUCACAAUUGCUUUUGCUAAGGCAUAUAUGCUAAUGAUAGAUUUAUGAGUAGCACAAAAGCUUCUGCAGACAGAGCCAGGAACAGAUGCAAUAAAUAACUCCUUACGAGAGAUAAGAGAAGAGAGGCAGGAAAGAUGCUGAGGUGGAGAGACCAGACCCUGACCGAAGGAUGACCGCGAGGGGCUUAAGAACUGCCCCUGGGAGGGGAUUUAAGAUGUAAAUGAGACAUGUAUGUAAACCGUCAUAGAACAUGUAACUGCUAGACAUACGAUGCAAAAUGUAAUGCUAAGUCUGCCAAUAAUUGCAUGAUAUGUUAAAAUCUAUUGUUUACCUUGGCUAUAAAAAGAAGUUUCAAACCCAGUUUGUCGUCGACCCUGAUCUGAGUGGCUCAACUCCUGGGUCGGUCUGUUUGCAAACAAUAAAUCUGAAAUUGGA
This is a messenger RNA of Alligator mississippiensis (American alligator), 7239 nucleotides long. RefSeq lists its product as uncharacterized. Bases 2704 to 3630 code for a protein of 308 amino acids. Gene Ontology annotation, molecular function: nucleic acid binding; RNA-DNA hybrid ribonuclease activity. The transcript has 2 exons. The record is from RefSeq and is a predicted model, not a curated record. Lineage: Eukaryota; Metazoa; Chordata; Crocodylia; Alligatoridae.